Messenger RNA from Podarcis muralis (Common wall lizard), 2491 nucleotides. It is a transcript of the gene PLEKHH3, whose product is annotated as pleckstrin homology, MyTH4 and FERM domain containing H3. Gene Ontology annotation, cellular component: cytoskeleton. Lineage: Eukaryota; Metazoa; Chordata; Lepidosauria; Squamata; Lacertidae. Gene Ontology annotation, biological process: signal transduction. The record is from RefSeq and is a predicted model, not a curated record.
GGGGCGAGCGCGGGCUGAGCGAGCGCGCCAGACGGCCGGGGAGCUGCGCGCCGGGAGGGUCCCUCUCUGGCGUCUCCAAACGCGCCCUGGGCGCACCGUCCUUUCCUUGGCUCGCCUUGCGCGCGCGGAUCGGCGAGCUCAGGCGCCGGAUGCCGUUCCCCGGCGGCUUGUGGUGGUUGCUGUGCUGCAGGCAAGGCUUCACCUUGCUCCGACGCGACUAUGGCGAGGCAGGCAAAGGGGGGGCGGACGACGACGAAGCCGAGGAGUCCUUCGAAUUGCGCAGCAAAGGCGACGAGGGAGCUCCCUUGCAGGUGAACGUCACUCAACCCAGUCGGACCAGCAGCGGUUCUGAAAGGUCUCUGCCAGUGUCCGAAGAAACGCACAGUCUUAUCACGGAGAAGAAGAGCGGGAGACUGCAAGGAGAACCCGAUGCUAUCGUGAAAGGCUGGCUGCAACGGGAGGUCCGGGGAGGUAUAAAGACCCCUUGGCUGCGUCCUCGCAAGUACUGGUUUGUGCUGACGGAGGAUUCCCUCGACUACUAUAGCGGGUGUGAGGUGACGGCCCGGUGCCUUGGUUCGCUCGUCCUCACCAGUCUCUGUUCUGUGCUGUGGCCUGACAAGCAGACCUACAAGGAAACAGGAUACUGGGCAGUGACUGUCUUUGGCAGAAAGCACUGCUACCGCCUCUACACAGAGCACUUAAACGAAGCUGUGCAUUGGGUUUGCGCCCUGCAGAAGGUCAUCAUCAGCAAGCCCCCCGUGCAGACCCCAACGCAGCUCCUCAUGUGUGACAUUGAGGAGAACCGUAACAGCCCAGAAAUCCUGGAUCAGAUUUAUCAAAAUAACCCCAUCCUGUGCUACACGGCUGGCCCAAUCUACGCGCCUCUGCUACCCUUCCCGUAUGCAGCUCCCGGUGGCCAGGGCUACGCGGGGAUCCGUGACGAAGCUGUCAAGCUGUUCCACUCACUGCAGCAGCUGGAGGGGCUGCGGGACCCGGCCCUUCUCAUGCAGGGGGUGCUGCAGACGUGCCACGACCUCCCCGCCCUGGUGGACGAGAUCUACUGCCAGCUGGUGAAGCAGACCACAGAGCCCCCAGCGCCGGGUGCAGCCGCAGACCUUCGCUACUGGCAGCUGCUUGCUUGCAUGAGCUCCACCUUCAGGCCGUCGCUUCCUGUCCUCUGCUACUUGCAGCUGCACCUCCAGCGGACAGAGAACCAGUUCCCAGCCUCAGAGGCGACUUGGUACGGACGCUUCAUCGCAGAGGCCCUGCACAAGACCAAGGGGCGAGAGUGCGUGCCUUCGCUGGAGGAGAUUGCGGGGCUGAUGGGGCGCCAGGAGACCGAGUGCGGUGUGCAUUGCCCUAGCGUUGCCACCUGCCAUGUGGCCGUCACCUCCCAGACCACAGUCCAGGAGGUGGCCCUGGAGCUGAUGUUGCGCCUGGGCCUGGCGCAUAGCCCCAACUCAUUUGCCCUCUACGAGGAGAGCUGGCAGCACGUGCGCCCCCUGCCGGAGGAUGCCCUGGUGGCAGACGUUCUCACGAGGUUCGAAAGCUCAGCUGGGGAAGAGCCACCCAGGAAGCUCCCUGGCAGACUCUGGUUCAGGCAUUAUGGGUGUCUGAACCUGGACUGCGUCCCCUGCAACAGCCAGGAGUUUGCCGUGCUAUUUGAACAGGGGAUCUCUCGCUGGAGCAUCGUCUGCUGGGCUGUGGGCUCUCCCGCCCGCGGUCAAGCUGCGAGCGGAGUGGAAGCAGCUCCCGUGCAGCCAUUUCCUGGAGACAGCCUCUCUGAUGGGAGUUGCCGCGUGCGAACGGAAACAGAUACAGGGGACGAGGCACGCAGAGAUCAGCCUGGCGGGCACGUGGUCGGCCUUUGGGUCUGUCCUCUGUGAUGCAGAGGUUUAUUUAUCAGGCAAAGGAGGCGGUGCAUCAGGCCCAGCGUAUUCCGCACGGAGCUGCAGGAGGAGACUCCUGCUGUGACCGUCACCAACAGACAAAGGACUGCACUUAACCAAACAGCCAGCGAUGGGACCCUGCCUGCUCUGACUGUUCGCCCUGGCAGCAGCCUUGAAGGCCAGGGAGAUCUAGUGCCUUCCCCAGCCAGACACUUGUAGUGACGAUACCCGUGGUACUUUAUGCUCCUAAGGAGCUGGAAACAUAUGUCCUCUCCUGUGUAGAGGGAUCCCCUUCCCCAACGCGUGUAAAAAUUUAUUUAUAUCGAUAGAUCUCCUUUCCUCCAUUCGGUCUCUCGGAACAAGUAGUUGGCACGCUUCUCUCUUCUGCCCGUAAAGCUGCAGGCGGCUUGACACUGUGCCUAUCGUCUGGUCUGUGCAGGCAGUGCCGUGUUUUAACUCACACAUAAAGAGAUGGUGAAGAACAGCGGAGGACUUGGGAGUGCUAGGUAGCAUCUCCUCCUAUGGCUCUCUCUUGCAAAGCUGUUUUUUUUAAAAAAAACAAAACAAAAUAAAUGUAGUAAACACAAGCCAGUGGCUGCUUA